GUUUCUUUCCCAGUUUCCUCCUCCAGUUCAAACCCCGCGCCUCUCUCGCGCCAAGAGAUGAUCGGUCUCGCGAGAUCUCUCGGCAACUUACAAAACCGGAAGUAACGUGUGGAUCUCUUCCCUUCUGCGGCCAUCGCAGACGCUCCUGUGGCCGAGAUGAAGUUCAAUCCCUUCGUGACUUCCGACCGGAGCAAGAACCGGAAGCGGCACUUCAACGCGCCGUCCCACAUUCGCAGGAAGAUCAUGUCCUCCCCUCUUUCCAAGGAGCUGAGGCAGAAGUACAACGUGCGCUCCAUGCCCAUCCGGAAGGAUGACGAAGUGCAGGUUGUGCGAGGACACUACAAAGGUCAGCAGAUUGGCAAGGUCGUCCAGGUCUACAGGAAGAAGUACGUCAUCUACAUUGAACGAGUGCAGCGAGAAAAGGCGAAUGGCACAACCGUCCAUGUGGGCAUUCACCCUAGCAAGGUGGUUAUCACUAGACUAAAACUGGACAAAGACCGCAAAAAGAUCCUUGAACGGAAAGCCAAAUCUCGCCAAGUAGGAAAGGAAAAGGGCAAAUACAAGGAAGAAACAAUUGAGAAGAUGCAGGAGUAAAGUAGUCUUCUCUGUGACUUGAAAUAAAAACUGUUAAAAUGAA
Lutra lutra (Eurasian river otter) is the source of this 637-nucleotide messenger RNA. It is a transcript of the gene RPL26, whose product is annotated as ribosomal protein L26. Lineage: Eukaryota; Metazoa; Chordata; Mammalia; Carnivora; Mustelidae. The record is from RefSeq and is a predicted model, not a curated record. Gene Ontology annotation, cellular component: cytosolic large ribosomal subunit; ribosome. Gene Ontology annotation, biological process: ribosomal large subunit biogenesis; cytoplasmic translation. The transcript has 4 exons. Bases 157 to 594 code for a protein of 145 amino acids. Gene Ontology annotation, molecular function: structural constituent of ribosome; RNA binding.